This is a messenger RNA of Amphiprion ocellaris (clown anemonefish), 2533 nucleotides long. RefSeq lists its product as uncharacterized. Bases 169 to 1380 code for a protein of 403 amino acids. The transcript has 6 exons. Lineage: Eukaryota; Metazoa; Chordata; Actinopteri; Pomacentridae. The record is from RefSeq and is a predicted model, not a curated record.
UUAGCUAUUUUUAUGCCCACAAUACAGCAUUGCAGGUUAGGUAAAAAAUUAGAAAAUGAGUCAAAACACCUCCCAAACUACAACAGGAAGCUGCAUAUAUUUCGCAUGUUUCGGCUUUUUAACAAAACACCGUUGUGACUGAGUGGAAGGCUUCGUUUGCUUUCAGCAAUGUCAAGUUGCUCGACUGUCCACCUAAGUUUACCGCAGUGGGACGGUGGCUCCCGAAAAAUCCGCUUUAUUUACUUGGUGAAUGUAACAUCGUUUAGGCUGACUGACUGUCCCAACAAGGUCUCCCUCAGAAGAGAUUUUAAUCUCAAGGGACUUCGUGGCAAAAUAAAGGGUCCAGUGAUUCCUCUCUAUUUAGGAGCUGAUCUUCUGUCCAACACAGACAUCCGUACAGAGAACCAUCCCCGAUAUCAUGCCAGGUUUGCCAAGAAAGGACUUGCCACAAAAAUAAAUUUUUCUUCAGCAUUCAGGUUCAAUGGGUUGAAAGUGCCUGCUGCAAAUAACAGCUUGUGGUUCUACAGCAUUCAAGGACUUUUCCGAGUUGCCUUUGAAAUCUACAGUAAGCAAGAACAACUUGCAGUGCUGGAGAACUUCCAGGGCAUUUGGAAAUCACAGAUAAAUGACAGCCCUCUGAAAAUGAGCUACAGCUUCAGUGUGCAGCUCGAUGUUUCAGUGUCCCUCGGCCAGUGUGACACACAAUUAAGCAAUGAAAUGUCACAGUCUGUUUUUUACCAGGCAGACAAGGAAAUGGUGGAUGUACAUGGAGGUGACACAGCUAAAACAUCAGAAGAUCACGAUUACUGUUCUUCCCCAAAGCAGAGUUUGCAAACUGAGCAAAGCCAACCUCUUGUGUCCUCAGUUAGACAAAAAUUGCACAGCUUGGACGACCAACUCUCCUCCGACCCUCAAAGCUGCACAGAGCAGCUGGAGACUGUUUUGCUGCUUUUGGAAAACAUCAAUCAGUACAUAAAAGGUAAUCUAGAAGAAAAGGAUGCGACUGAAACUGUGCUAGCCCUGCUAAAGGCCAAAGACUGGGGCUCUGUAUAUUCAAGCUCUCUGCUUAGUUGUGUUGGAUGCUGGCUUGGACAGCAGUUUCAUGCAGCCAACAGCAGCAUCAGCCACAAAGUGGAGGGCUUUAAAGUUCAGCAUAUUGAGCGAAUUAGUGACUUGCCACCUGCUGAGGAACUAGCCACAGAGCUCUUCCCUGAAGCCAUGCAAACACUGCUGCUUCACUGGAUGGGCUUAAGUGAGGAGUCCUCCCUGGAAAAGAGGCACAGCGAAUACCCAAUCCUGCUCCUCAUCCUCGAGUUUGCAAACCAUAACCUCAUCACUGGUGUAGCUCAUGUGCUGUAUUCCAGUCUAAUAUGCAAGUAAGAAUGCACUUUGCUACAGGUACCAACAAGAAGACCUGCAAUUUACCUUAAUGACUUUUAGUGUUCUAAGAAAUGUGAAUUUCUGUGUAAAAAGUUGCAUUUUCUUCUUUGGGUUGGUCUGGUUUUUUUGGCUAUACGUCCUACUACUGUCAGGUUUGAUAAUAACUAGGGCUGGAUAGUAAUUCAACAUGAUUAAUUAAACAUUAUGAUUGAAAUAUUUCAUCAUUAAGUUCAUUUUAAAAAUUGUAAUUUCCUUGGCUUACACUGGGCCUUUGGGUGGUGACUGCACUUGACAGUGAGCAUCGUCACACAUGCGUUAUUCAUUUUCCUGUCAUUUAUGACUAUUUGAUAACCAACAAAGUAAUUAAAUGGUCAGAAAUAACAGGAAAAUUAAUGUCCAUGGUGCUUGGAUAAAAUGGAACCACAAUGAAUAAAUCUGGUUAACAAGUUUAAUUUUUCUUUUUAUUCUUACUUCUUGUCACUUUGGUUCUGUUGAUUUUCCAUUGGGGCUGACUGAAACCUCUUUGCGGCCUUGCUAAAAAUUCCUCCAUGCAGGGAAAAACCUUAGAAUCGGCAUGAUUUUUGGCUUCAUUUGAUAUAAAAUUGAUACUGGAAAAUAUUAUCGUCAUAUUAGGCAUGAUAUAUUCAACUUAAGUAGUUUUACUUAAUCCAGGUCUAGCAACACAAACUUCAUUUAAACCAGAAUACUAUUACCCACUCAGACAUCCUACAAAAUAAAAAAAAUAGGUGAUGUGAUGUAUAAAAAGUCACUAUCAACACAAAACUAAUUUAUUUCAAGAACAUUUGAAACAUAUUACUCCCUUCAAGUGCAUCUCUAUCCAUGGCAAUCCAGAAGACAAUAUGUAUUAUAACCCAUGUUUUGUUUUUCCCCAAUCAAGAGAAGUGAAACUAAGGAUUCUGAUAAUGCUACAUUGACUUCAGAUGCCUUUUACUAAAUGAAUGUAAACAGUGUUCACUUGAACCACAUUAUAUUCAGUUUAUGUUCAAACAACAACAUAUCAAUAUAUAUUUGAGUUUAAAAAAAGCUACCACAUUAUUCAAAACAAAUACCUAAUUUUCUCCUGCAUCAACCAGUGAAAAUGAUGCUUCCUCUGCAAAGAUGUACAGAUUAAUAAACACUGAGACCAACUCAG